Messenger RNA from Saccharomyces mikatae IFO 1815, 1287 nucleotides. RefSeq names its product single-stranded telomeric DNA-binding/mRNA-binding protein (gene GBP2). The record is from RefSeq and is a predicted model, not a curated record. NCBI's taxonomy places the organism in Eukaryota, Fungi, Ascomycota, Saccharomycetes, Saccharomycetales, Saccharomycetaceae. Gene Ontology annotation, molecular function: mRNA binding. Gene Ontology annotation, cellular component: cytoplasm; ribonucleoprotein complex; nucleus. The transcript has a single exon. Bases 1 to 1287 code for a protein of 428 amino acids.
AUGGAUAGAGAGCUAGGAAUGUAUGGUAAUGAUAGAAGUAGGUCAAGAUCACCUGUACGUCGUCGUUUGAGCGAUGAAAGGGACAGAUAUGCCGAUUAUAACGAUGGUAACAGUAGCGGUGGGAAUAGUAAUCGCCGUCACAGGCGUGAUCGAGGCUCCCGUUUUAAUGAUCGCUACGAUCAAAGUUACGGCGGCAGUCGUUAUCACGAUGAUAGGGACUGGCCUCCUCGCCGAGGAGGCCGUGGUGGAAGAGGAGGAAGCAGAUCAUUUAGAGGGGGACGCGGUGGCGGUAGGGGACGUACUUUAGGCCCAAUUGUUGAAAGGGACUUAGAAAGGCAAUUUGACGCCACCAAGAGAAAUUUUGAAAACAGCAUUUUUGUGAGAAAUUUAACCUUCAAUUGUACCCCUGAAGACCUUAAAGAAUUGUUCGGCACAGUAGGUGAAAUUGUGGAAGCUGAUAUCAUUACUUCAAAGGGCCAUCAUCGUGGUAUGGGGACUGUGGAAUUUACCAACAAUGAAGCUGUUCAAGACGCCAUAUCGAAAUUUGAUGGGGCACUUUUUAUGGAUCGUAAACUUAUGGUAAGACAGGAUAAUCCUCCCCCUGAAGCUGCCAGGGAAUUUUCUAAGAAAGCCACCAAGGAAGAAAUAGAUAAUGGGUUUGAAGUAUUCAUCAUUAAUUUACCGUAUUCUAUAAAUUGGCAGUCUUUAAAGGAUAUGUUCAAGGAAUGUGGUCAUGUAUUACGUGCCGAUGUAGAAUUGGAUUUCAAUGGAUUUUCCAGAGGAUUCGGAUCUGUCAUCUACCCGACAGAGGAUGAAAUGAUAAGAGCUAUCGACACAUUCAACGGAAUGGAAGUGGAAGGUAGAGUUUUGGAAGUCAGAGAAGGCCGUUUUAACAAGAGAAAAGACAAUGAUCGUUAUAACCAGAAACGUGAAGACCUUGAAGAAGCAAGAGACGUUAAACCAGAUCUUGUACAAGAUACCACCGCCCACAUUGAUGAAACAGCAGCAAAAUUCACUGAGGGUGUCAAUCCAGGAGGGGAUAGGAACUGUUUCAUUUAUUGUAGUAAUUUACCAUUCUCGACAGCAAGAAGCGAUUUAUUUGACCUAUUUGGACCCAUCGGUAAAAUAAAUAACGCAGAAUUGAAGCCACAGGAUAAUGGCCAACCGACUGGCAUUGCUGUUGUAGAAUAUGAAAAUUUAGUAGAUGCAGAUUUUUGUAUUCAGAAAUUAAAUAAUUAUAAUUAUGGUGGUUGCAGCUUACAGAUCUCUUAUGCUAGACGUGACUAA